AUGAGGGGCCAUAAGACUGCUGGCGGCAACGCCGCUUUCCACAAUUUCCACAACGACUUUGUUCACAUCGAAGACCCGAAUGAACGUCGUCGCCUGGCGCUGGCUGAGAUUGACAAGGCUCCUUUUGGAUGGUACCAUGUCCGCGCCAUUGCCGUUGCUGGUAUUGGAUUCUUCACCGAUGCCUAUGACAUCUUCGCCAUUGGCUUGGUGACCAGCAUGUUGGGUGUUGUGUAUUGGCACAACGCUCACACUUCGCCUGGUCAUAUUCCCACUACCGCAGACACUGCCAUCAAGGUUGCAACCUCUGGUGGAACGGUCAUUGGACAGGUCGCCUUUGGAUGGCUCGCCGAUGUGGUUGGCCGCAAGAAGAUGUACGGCUUGGAGCUCUUGCUCAUCAUCUUCGCUACCCUGGCUCAGGCUCUCUCCUCGGCGUCCCCUGCCAUGUCCAUUGUCGGUCUGAUCAUUUUCUGGCGUGUUAUUAUGGGUAUCGGUAUCGGAGGAGACUAUCCUCUUUCCUCAAUCAUUACAUCCGAAUUCGCGACGACCAAAUGGCGUGGUGCCAUGAUGGGCGCCGUCUUCGCCAUGCAGGGACUUGGUCAAUUUGCUGCCGCCAUGAUCGCCUUGAUUGUCACUUCUGGCUUCAAGGAGUCCCUUAUGACCGCUUCUGGUGCUGGAAAGUGCGAUGGAGUCUGCGGUCUUGCCGUUGAUAAGAUGUGGCGUGUCAUUAUCGGCUUCGGUGCCGUCCCCGGCUGCAUUGCCCUCUACUACCGUCUUACCAUCCCCGAGACUCCCCGCUACACUUUCGACGUUGCUCGCGAUGUGAUCAAGGCUGGCUCAGACACCCAGGCAUACAUUGAGGGCAAGCACCAGGGCCACCCCGAUGAGGUCACCCGGGUUGAGACGAUGCGUGUCACUUCUGACCGUCUCGAUCCUCCCAAGGCCGGCUGGGCCGAUUUCUGGCACCACUAUAGCCAGUGGAAGUAUGGAAAGAUUCUUCUCGGUACUGCUGGCUCGUGGUUCUUCCUUGAUGUCGCUUUCUACGGAUUGAGCUUGAACAAUUCCACCAUCUUGAGUGCCAUCGGCUACACCGGCGGCAAGAACAUGUACGAGGUCUUCUACAACACUGCCGUCGGUAACCUUAUCAUUGUCUGCGCUGGCGCCAUCCCCGGAUACUGGUUUACCGUCGCUACCGUCGACACUAUUGGUCGUAAGCCCAUUCAAGUGGUCGGCUUCAUCAUCCUCACCAUUCUCUUCAUCAUCAUUGGCUUUGCCUACCACAAGCUCCACGAGGGCGGUCUGCUUGCCCUCUACGUUAUUGCUCAGUUCUUCUUCAACUUUGGUCCCAACGCCACCACUUUCAUCGUUCCCGGUGAAUGCUUCCCUACCCGCUACCGAUCCACUUCGCACGGUCUCUCCGCUGCUUCCGGCAAGGUUGGCGCCAUUGUUGCCCAGGUCGUCAUUGGUCCGCUCCGCCAAAAGGGCGCGCCCAAGGGCUCGACCGCCUCGCCAUGGCUCAACCACGUCAUGCAGAUCUAUGCCCUCUUCAUGCUCUGCGGUGUCUUCACUUCCCUCUUGAUCCCUGAGACCAAGCGCAAGACGCUGGAGGAACUCGCUGGCGAAGUCCCUGGCACCCCCAACUACGAUCCUGUCAUGGCUGGCCACGUCCACCAGGACCUCGUCGCCCAGGAGAACAUUCCCGCCGAAAAGAGCGUUUAA
Molecule: messenger RNA, 1716 nt
Organism: Xylona heveae TC161
Lineage: Eukaryota; Fungi; Ascomycota; Xylonomycetes; Xylonales; Xylonaceae
Product: MFS transporter
Exons: 3
Coding region: 1-1716 (571 amino acids)
Biological process (GO): phosphate ion transport; transmembrane transport
Cellular component (GO): membrane
Molecular function (GO): phosphate transmembrane transporter activity
Source: RefSeq, a predicted model, not a curated record